This is a messenger RNA of Closterium sp. NIES-67, 1944 nucleotides long. Lineage: Eukaryota; Viridiplantae; Streptophyta; Zygnematophyceae; Desmidiales; Closteriaceae. The record is from the annotation of a GenBank genome assembly.
AUUUUCCGCGGGCGGGCUCACCAACCUAACUCCUAUCUCCCUCCAUGGUAUCUUGGAACUAAUUAGUUGCGUCUCUUCGUCGCUUUAGGGACCUCGUCAGCAUACGAUGGGCGUUAUUUCUUAGCGUUUAGGCGUGACGUAGCGGAGGGAGUUUUUUUCCGCGUUUCACGGCUACUCAUAUCAAUUUGUAUUCUUCUCGGCGAAGUAGGCUUGGUGUCCUGCAUUUUCCGGAGUGCAUGACAGGCUUGGGAGGUCGAUAAUGGCUGGAGGCGACCCAGAACCCGAGCCUGUUGCGGUAGAUACAGCGGAGGAGAAGUUAAAAUUGGUUGUCAAACAUGGCCAGCAGACGCAUCAACUGAUGAUGUCACCAGGAUGCAUCGUGAAGGAGUUGAUGGAAGUCUUGGAAGGUUUGACAAAUGUGCAUUCAAGGGGUCAGAAGCUUAUUUACAAAGGGAAGAUUCUGACCUCUGAUAUGUCGUUUGAGGAAGCGAAGAUCACCAAUAAUGCGAAGAUUAUGCUCAUGGCGUCGGCUGGAGUACAUCAAGGGGCUGGUGGUAACCACUACACGCUUGGACAAUCAGCCAGCCACAGAUACGGCAGAGGUCUGCAGCGGUCUGUUGCAGCUCCAUCCCCGGUCGCGCUGGGGCAAGAGAAGGCCAGGCAAAGGAUGUGGGUGCAGACAGGGAUCGUGUCUCUAAGGGACAGCAACUUGCAGGUUGUCCCUGGAGCCGUGUGGGUUGCGGGUCCUGCAUUACGCGUCCUGGAUUUGGGCGGCAACAGUCUUCGGAUCUUCCCGCCAGCCGUAACGGCUUUGACCAACCUCCAGAGGCUACGUCUGAGCCACAACUCGCUGACGGAGAACACCAUUGCGUGGGAGGCCUUGACACGGCUACCCAACCUGAUGGCUCUGGCCCUCGAUCACAAUCAAAUAGGGUUGAUUCCAUCCAUCAUCGGCCAACUCUCGUCGCUGAAGCGCCUGGCUCUCAGCCACAACGCCCUCUCCUCUCUGCCGCCAGAGAUCGGCCAGCUGAAGAACCUGGAGUGGAUCGAUGCCGCUCACAACAGGUUGGGAAUCAUCCCACCUUCAAUGGCGGAGUGUGUCUCCCUUGCAGAGGCCAACUUCUCAGCUAACUUCAUCUGCCACGUGCCUGCUGCUCUGGGUCGCCUUACCAAUUUGAAGAUUCUGCUGCUGAGCAAUAAUGCAAUCAAGAACUUCCCCUCAGAGGUGUUCACAGGGUGCACCGAGCUCUUCACCCUCUCCCUGCAUGGCAACCAGAUCACCAUCGAUCAACUGCGUGAGAUUGAGGGUUGGGAGGAGUAUGACGAGAGACGGCGAGCCAAGUACAGCAAGAGGCUCGAGCUGCAGGCACUCGCAUCAUCAAGUGGGUUUGAUGAGGGCGCAGACGCCCACUUGUGGCACAAUUGGUGAUCUAUCACCUACCUGUACCUCUGCACAGCAAGACAAGCAGCUGAUUCUUUUCCUUGGGAGACAUGACUGGGUUGGGAUGGGGACUUGGGAAUCAUAUGGGGCCGUAGAACAGCCAACUGGUGUUUCUCAGGCAUAAAGUUUGCCGGAAGCUCACUCAGCAGAGAGUAGUGUUCCUGCACGUGCUAACACAUUCAGUUCAGUUAUGAAAACUGCAAACAACUCCGAUUUUGGUACAAACGCCUAUGGUACCAGGGACCUAACGUAACGAACCAGGUGGGAAUUUUCCACAACACUUUGUUCGUCUCACCUUGUGUUUAGGCUGACUGAUACAGGGCUGUUGACGGUUGCGGAAGCUAAACAUCAUUACUGUUAACAUUCAUAUGUGUUAGGAAUAUACUAACUAAAGCUUAAAGCGAGAAGCUAUAAUUGUGAAGGCUGGCCCAACUUGAAAGAGGGCUCCCUCUGAGCGACUCAAGUUGGAAACCAGCUUCAACAAAUAACUGUUCCAAAAUGGC